This is a messenger RNA of Ilex paraguariensis (yerba mate), 1368 nucleotides long. The record is from the annotation of a GenBank genome assembly. Lineage: Eukaryota; Viridiplantae; Streptophyta; Magnoliopsida; Aquifoliales; Aquifoliaceae.
AUGAAGACAAGGAGUGAUGCAUUGGAUGAUGGCUAUGGCUCGGUUGGACCUAUUCGGCAUAUACGGAAUAAGUUUGCUUCAGAAGCUCGACACAGAGGAUCUAUUUCCAUAUAUUCUUCUCAAAGAGCUUCUCCACAGGUAGAAAAAUCCAGUGUUUCCAAAGGUUUCUUGCCUGCUAUGGAAAAGAAUAUGGAACUUGGUGGAACAAGUGGUGCUUCAAAGUACCAGUCAGUAGAGCAUAUGGUGCACAGUUCUGAAGAGGUUGCCCCAACUUCUAAUCCUCCAUGCAAUGAGGUUCUUAACAAAAUAAUUGAGCACCUUGAUAGACACAGGCCCACACCUGCAGAAAAAGCAGCUGAGUUGAAGCUAGCCACUGAAUGGAAAAAAUCUUCUCCUUCUGAAGUCACUGGUGUCUUGCCAAAGGAAAAUUCCAGCUUACUACAUCUAGGAGGGAUUGAUUCGCAAAAAAACAUAGAUUUAGUUGACAAGAAACUUUCUGCUGGAGGAAAUGGUGAUAAUGGGAAGUCAAAUUAUGAUGUUAAAUAUCAGGAGAGAAGUAAUAAUGAAGCUACUAAUGCUAUAGAUGGAAGUAUUAAAGCUUCUAGCGCAGUCAUUGGUGAUACUGGUGUGACAGGUGACGCCAAUGCAGGGCCUACGUUAGGUUUCAAAAAUACAUGUGACUCUCGAAUCAUGAGCACAAAUAAGUUCGUCUUUAAGAUUGUCUACCUUGAAAGAAAUCAUGCAUGCUCCAUUAACAAUCAGGCCUUACACUUUGGUAUAUUUGCAUCGCUAGAGAUCUCUGGGGAUGUUCGGGUCCAGGGUGUACUCAGGGCUGAGCCUCCAUUGAAGCAAGUUUUAGACAAUUUGAAGCUGACAAAUUUGAAGGCUUUUGUGGCCACUGAUGAUAGACCGAAGGAGACAAGUCAGCUUUGGAGAUUCCCCAAUCAAGCUAAUGGGCCGGAUAUCACAACCAUAUCCAAUGCUGUGAAGCCACAAUCGCAUCCUUCCGUGACAAAGCCUAAUUUGGCAUCUAUUUCUAUCGAUAAGCCUGACCCACGACGGGGAAUUUCUUCUGAUAAUGGCUUUGGGUUCACUUUUCCUGUUUCUGCAUCUUCUGAUGUACUAUUGGAACCACCAACACCGUCAAUCAUGCCCUUGUUUUCGGCCACUGGUCUUCCUCAGCAGCCCGCACUUCCUUCUUACAGUUUCGGCACCAAGAAGUCUGCCAAACGCGUUGUUUUCUCGUUUCCUUCUUCGAGCAGUGCCUCUGCCCACGAUGAUGCUUCGGAUAUUAAGUUCAGCUUCGGAUCAGACAAGAAGAAUAGGAUAUCUUUCACUUCAAUUGGGAAAGAUGCCAUCUGCUAUUAA